This is a messenger RNA of Haemonchus placei, 897 nucleotides long. The record is from the annotation of a GenBank genome assembly. Lineage: Eukaryota; Metazoa; Nematoda; Chromadorea; Rhabditida; Trichostrongylidae.
UUUUUCCACCGCAGUAGCGGCACCAAAAAUGAAGAACGCAUGUCGAGCGAUCGCCUCACUGACUUCGACUAAUAUGCCGAUCUUCUGACCCAACCACCGUGCUUUCUGUACCACAUCAUCCUGCAUCAGUUUGAAACACAUAGCUAUGAGCGCCAUACCAAAGAGGAGGUAUAAUGCGCAUACCACCAAUUUCUCCUGCGAUCCUUCGUCCAAGGCUUGACCGGGCACGAUAUCACCGAAACCUAUGGUGCUGAUAUAAAUGCGAACACGAUACAGAUACCAACACUGACUGGCAUUUUCUCUUUAGAAUGGCCAUAACCCUGAAAACGACAGAGGACAUGAAAACCUAUCAAAAAAAUAUUCAAAAGCAAAGGUACCUGUCUCCUCAUAGAACGAAGUGACAUCUCGUCGGACCGUUCGGACCGGUCCGAUCUGUAGGAGCGACCAUCGAAUUCGCGUAACCUUCUGGACAGUGAACUGUCCAUACUGGGUUGUUUUGCUGGUCCGUGCGGAUAUCGUUCACCACGUCCAUCACGCGACUCUUCACGAACUACCUCACGGCCAACAUCUCGCGACAUAUCACUUUGCUCGCGUGGAUGUGUUGGUUUGCGGUCGAUUUCGUCGUCAUCCGAGAAGGACAACUGCACACUAGUCUCUUCGGUCCGUUCAACGUCGCUAUGCGCUUUGACCUCAUCGUCACGACUUCGUGAAAUCACCACAUUCGGCACAUUUGAUGUACCUUCAUCUGGUUUACGCCUUCUGAAGCAAAAUUGGUUUUGGUUUUACUUGAAGGAAAAUGUAAGUAAACGUGAAAUCACCACAUUCGGCACAUUUGAUGUACCUUCAUCUGGUUUACGUCUUCUAAAACGAAAAUUGAGAAGUCAGUUGGAUAUUUAG